Molecule: messenger RNA, 1062 nt
Organism: Camellia sinensis
Lineage: Eukaryota; Viridiplantae; Streptophyta; Magnoliopsida; Ericales; Theaceae
Gene: LHCA5
Product: photosystem I light harvesting complex protein 5
Biological process (GO): photosynthesis, light harvesting
Cellular component (GO): membrane
Source: RefSeq, a predicted model, not a curated record
UGUAUAUGCCCCCAAUUUUGGUGGGCUUGCAGAUAGAGAAAAUAUGGCCUUUGCAGUUGGAAGAGGCUUGCAAAUUCUGCCAUGCUCUUCUUCUUCAGCAUUCCUUGGCAAGGACAUUAGCAAAUCCUCCAUUCCAUAUCUGCCUUCUAGAAAAGGAUAUACCAGACAUUACUCUCGGGGUGUGGUGGUUCAAGCCCAGCAACGGCCCACUUGGCUUCCUGGCCUCGACCCUCCGGCCUACCUUGAUGGAAGUCUAGCAGGAGAUUUUGGGUUCGACCCACUUGGGCUCGGUGAGGACCCUGAAAACUUGAAGUGGUAUGUGCAGGCUGAGUUGGUUCAUGCGCGCUUUGCUAUGGCUGGAGUUGCUGGAAUUCUUGUUACUGAUUUGCUCCGCGUAACAGGAAUCAGCAAUUUGCCAGUGUGGUAUGAAGCUGGUGCCACAAGAUUUCAGUUUGCCAGCACAAGAACUCUGUUCAUUGUCCAAUUAAUUUUGAUGGGAUUUGUUGAAACCAAAAGGUACAUGGACUUAAUUAGUCCCGGAUCUCAAGCAAAAGAUGGAUCUUUCUUUGGGUUGGAAGCCACACUGGAAGGUUUAGAACCAGGAAUGCGAGAAUUGCCCAAUCUUCAUACCACAAGUUGGGUCCACCAGGAUCAUUACAAUCUUCAUCCGGGAGAAUGCUUAGGUGGCCCUUUGCUGAAUCCUCUUGGCCUGGCUAAAGAUAUAAAGAAUGCUCAUGAAUGGAAGCUCAAAGAGAUCAAGAAUGGACGGCUCGCAAUGGUAGCCAUGCUUGGGAUCUUUGUGCAAGCAUCCAUCACUCAUGUUGGCCCUAUUGACAACCUUGUGGAUCACCUCUCCAAUCCAUGGCACAGAACUAUUAUUCAAACUCUUGCCGGAUCUGGUUGAUGAAUGUUUUUGUGUGUCUGUGUGUGUGCACUCAUUCUAUAAUGUAAAUUUAAGCACAGAUUUUAUCGAUUAUUGUUCAUGACUAAGUUAAAAUAGCCAUCCAUUAUGAUGUAAUUCAUUGUUUGGUGAUGCUAGAUCAACUUCAAAUUUGAAAGUAA